This is a messenger RNA of Nicotiana tabacum (common tobacco), 742 nucleotides long. Its product is annotated as protein DETOXIFICATION 15-like. The record is from RefSeq and is a predicted model, not a curated record. Lineage: Eukaryota; Viridiplantae; Streptophyta; Magnoliopsida; Solanales; Solanaceae.
AGUUUUAUCCGCUCAAAUUAGUUGGCAAAAUGGAUACUCAGGAAAGGAAAGAAGACCUUGAGUGUCCUAACUCAAGAAAUGAGGAAUGCGAGAAAAUAUUUUUUCAAUUAAUUCUCACAGAAACUUGGCCAAACACGGUAUUGAGAAAAGAAGACCUUGAGUGUCUUACGUAGGCUACUUCCUUUGCCUAAGUAACUGGCUUCAGCUUGUUGAUGGGAAUGGGAAGUGCACUUGAGACAACUUGUGGUCAAUCAUAUGGUGGAAAGCAAUAUCACAUGCUUGGUAUUCAUAUGCAAAGGGAAAUGUUUGUUAAUCUUUUGGUCAGCAUACCUCUUGCCUGUAUUUGGACAUAUUCUUGUAAUCUUGAGACAAGAUCCAGAAAUAGCAGCCGAAGCAGGAAAUUAUGCACGCUUCAUAAUACCGAGCAUCUUUGCCUAUAGCAAUGAAGAAGAAGUAGUGACAUAUGCAGGGAAGAUGUUAUUCUUUAUAGCAGGGUCCCACUUUUUAAAUGCACAUCAAUCUGUAUUUUCAGGUAUUUCUAAAGGGUGUGGGUGGCAAAAGAAAGGUGAAUUUAUCUAUUUGGGAGCCUAUUACCUGUGGGGAAUACCUGCUGGUAUGGUGUUAGCUUUUGUCUUUCAUCUUGGAGGAACGGCAAUGAAAGCAGCAGAUAGGGUGACUCAAGAGUCAACAUAGAAUAGAAUGACAGAUUAGAUUGAUAUCAAGUACAAAACCAAUACUUCCA